AUGUCAUCUUCCACCGAAACCCAAGAAAUAAUAUCGGAGCUGAAGAGAAGCAAUGCGCGGGUUCCUUGGUGCGACGAAUACGAAAAAAUGAUAAGUGGAAUGAGCUUUACGGCCUCGAGAUCUCCUGAACUCCAAGACCAUAAACUCCGAACACUUAGAUCGCUGAACGAUUUCAAUGAUACAAUGAUUCCGGAAGGAAGUACGCUCGCAUCAUCAAAAGCCCGGCGUAUGACAGUUGCUAAAGACCUCCUGGGUAAAAUGGGAGAGAGAGUAAAUAUCGAACCGCCCUUCUUCGUUGGAUGGGGCUGUAACGUCUCUAUUGGGGAUGAUGUAUACAUCAACCGCGAAGACCUCUGGAUUCACAGUGCAUCCCUCUUUGAUAAUGCUUUUAUCCGAAUCAAUGAUCGCGUUCUAAUCGGUCCUGGCGUAUGUAUCUGCACGGGUACACAUCAUCCCGGGGCAAAAGACCGAAGAGAACACAGUGGGACUUCUUUUGCUCGCCCAAUAAUUAUCGAAGCAGAUUGUUGGGUUGGUGCCCGGGCUACUAUUCUGGACGGUGUGCGUAUUGGGUCGGGUACUACAAUUGCCGCGGGAGCUGUGGUGACACGCGAUAUUGAACCACGAUGUCUUGCUGGUGGUGUACCUGCGAGAAUUAUCCGUAGAUUUGAGGAUGAUGAAAAUGUAGAAGGGUAA
Penicillium waksmanii is the source of this 693-nucleotide messenger RNA. Its product is annotated as sugar O-acetyltransferase. The transcript has 3 exons. The record is from RefSeq and is a predicted model, not a curated record. Gene Ontology annotation, molecular function: acetyltransferase activity. Lineage: Eukaryota; Fungi; Ascomycota; Eurotiomycetes; Eurotiales; Aspergillaceae. The coding region runs from base 1 to 693 and encodes 230 amino acids.